AUGAUGGAGCAAACGGUCCUCCAGCAUCAUCGACGUCAGGCGCAGCUCCAGCAACGUCGUGCUCGCCGCCGCAAUGACCCAAAGCUCCACUGGUUAUCUGAGAUCAAGCACGGAGUGACAAUUGAGCCAACGAGCGUGGCAGAUCUCGCGGCGGUUACGUCUCGACUCGGAUGGCUACAUCAGCAGCUGGCAAUGGACACAUGGACAGCAUUGCGACGCUGGUACCUCCAGCUCAAAGUGAUGGUUACACAAGACAUGUCGCAGACACAACAAACAGUCGAUGACCAGUCGAUGACAUCGACUUGUUUGCUGCAGGCUAUGGAGACGACGCUGGCACGUGAGCAGCGCUGCUAUGACGUCGUGUACAGAGCAGGAGCGCGGGUCUUAGACGCUCGUGAAAGUCUGUUGGACGAGGAUGCGCCAGCGGAUGUUCGUGAAGUCUUGAGCUUUUCCACACGCUCGGGUGAGGGCUUUAUCUGCCGCGUCACUUGUUUACACGACGGCCAUCGGGUGCUCUUCAGUGCCAGUGACUACGUCGAGGGUCUGCAGACAGAGCUGGAUCGACUAUUGAGCAAAGGGAUGCCGAUUGACAAAGCGAUCAGCUUCAUCUGGACUGCACACGAAACCUGGCAAACAACUGUCGACUGA
Peronospora matthiolae is the source of this 648-nucleotide messenger RNA. Lineage: Eukaryota; Oomycota; Peronosporomycetes; Peronosporales; Peronosporaceae. The record is from the annotation of a GenBank genome assembly.